Molecule: messenger RNA, 1320 nt
Organism: Ilex paraguariensis (yerba mate)
Lineage: Eukaryota; Viridiplantae; Streptophyta; Magnoliopsida; Aquifoliales; Aquifoliaceae
Source: the annotation of a GenBank genome assembly
AUGGAACUCUUUGGAGAUGUGGGAAAUAAGCAUGGGGUGGCUCCACCACCACCAUCAUCGACGUCGAUGCCGCCUUCAACUCCGAAGUUCUUUCUUGGAGGAAGGUUGAUAUUUGGGCCAGAUGCUAGGUCCCUGCUUGUCACCUUAUUGCUGAUCAUUGUUCCUAUCGUUAUCUUUUGUGUCUUCGUUGCAAGGCAUCUUCGCCAUGAGUUUUUGCCAAAUAAUGCUGGAUAUGCUGUUCUGGUGGUGGCAAUUGUCUAUACAAUCUAUGUAUUGGUGCUUCUUCUUCUUACUUCUGCUCGGGAUCCAGGUAUUGUACCACGUAAUUCACAUCCACCAGAGGAAGUGUUCCGCUAUGACACUUCAGCAUCAGUUGAGAUUGGGGGAAGACAAACACCAAGUCUACAGUUCCCUCGGACAAAAGAAGUUAUGGUUAAUGGAAUCCCUGUAAGAGUGAAGUACUGUGACACCUGCAUGCUAUAUCGUCCUCCUCGUUGCUCACAUUGCUCCAUUUGCAACAACUGUGUAGAGCGUUUUGAUCAUCAUUGCCCUUGGGUGGGCCAAUGCAUUGGAUUGCGCAACUACCGUUACUUCUUUCUGUUUGUUUCAUCUUCAACGCUGCUGUGCAUCUACGUGUUUGCCAUGUGUGCCUUUUACAUCAAGGUUUUGAUGGAUGAUUAUCACAGCACUGUUUGGAAGGCCAUGAAAGAAUCUCCUGCAUCUGUGAUAGUAAUGUCCUACUGUUUCAUUUCUCUUUGGUUUGUUGGUGGGCUUACUGGCUUUCAUUUAUACCUUAUAAGCACUAACCAGACCACCUAUGAGAACUUCCGGUACCGAUCUGACAACAGGAUCAAUGUUUAUGAUUGGGGCUGUUUGAAUAAUUUUCUGGAAGUGUUUUGCACAAAGAUAAAGACUUCAAGGAACAACUUUCGUGCAUUUGUACAAGAGGAGGUACAAAGGCCUCCUUUGCCCACAACCCGGGAAGCAGAAGUAGGGGAUAUGUGUGAGGAUCGGCGUGUGAAGGUAGAAGAUGAUCUAGAUAUUGGUGGAGAUCUAUUAAAGAUUUCCCAGCGUCAUAAUAUUGAAGAUAUUGAAGCAGAUAUACGCAGCAGAGGGAGUGACGUGCCUCAUCAUAAUUCUUCAGAGGCUGAUUCUGUUAUAGGUUCCGAUCGGCGAGCUCCUACUGUUCACACAGACACCCGGCACCCAAGUUGGGGAAGGAGAAGUGGGAGCUGGGACAGUGCACCAGAGGUCCUUGCUAUGAACUCCAAUGUCACAGAGAGUAGAAGCUAUGCUGCUACCAAGGAAGCAUAUCACUAA